AUGGCCCGCCUCGACGUUGACCCGUCCAAGAUCCCCCUCUCCUUGGCCUCCUGCUCCAUCGGCCUGCCCAAGCACUCACUCCACCAGAAGCUCGAGGCAAUCUCCCAGGCCGGCUUCCAGGGCAUCGAGCUCUCCUUCCCAGACCUGCUCUCUCACGCCAACGAGCUCGUCCGCCUUGGCCAGAUCAAGACGAAGUCACCAUCAAAUAGCAAGGAUGGCUCCUCAGAUCAGGACCAAGUAGCAGAGGACGACUGGCCCUCCCUAUGUGAGGCAGCCAAGUCGGCCGCGCACCUGUGCUCAACGCACAACCUGCAGAUCCUAGUCCUGCAGCCCUUCGCCAACUUCGAGGGCUGGCCGCGCGACAGCCCGGAGCGCAAGGCCGUCUUCGCGCGGGCGCGCGGCUGGCUGUCCAUCAUGGAGGCCAGCGGGUGCUCGAUGCUGCAGGUCGGCAGCACCGACUCGCCCGGCGCCAGCGGGGACCGCAAGCAGCUCGCUUCAGAUCUAGCCGAGCUAGCUGACCUGCUAGGAACCAAGGGGUUCCGCAUCGCGUAUGAGAACUGGUGCUGGGCGACGCACGCGCCCGAUUGGAAGGAUGUGUGGGAGAUUGUGAAGCUGGCCGACCGCGAGAAUAUCGGUUUGUGUUUGGAUACCUUCCAGUCCGCGGGCGGCGAGUGGGGUGACCCGACCACCAAGUCGGGGAAGCUGGAGGGCAAGGACGGCGGCGUGGACGAGGCCGCGUUACAGAAAUCGUGGGAGGACAGCAUGCGCGAGCUGGCAGACACCGUGCCGGCUGACAAGAUCUACUUCUUGCAGAUCAGCGACGCGUACCAUGUCCAGCCGCCGCUUGUGCCUCGCCCAGAACCCAAUGACGACACCGGUCUGCGGCCUCGCGGCAGGUGGAGCCACGACUACCGCCCGCUGCCAUACGACGGCGGAUACCUGCCCAUCGCGGACUUCACGCGGGCCGUGCUAGGCACGGGAUUUCGGGGCUGGCUGAGCGUGGAGGUGUUUGACGGACAAUUUGAGAAGAAGUACGGUGAGGACCUGAUGGCGUAUGCGGAAAAGGCGAAGGCCAGCACCGUGAAGCUGAUCCAAGCCGGUCGUCAUGGCGGUGAUGAGGACCUGGGAGACGGCCAGGAUGAUGAGAAAGAGGAGGUGGACAAGGGCGAGGGCAAGCCGUUCUCCAUGCAGGCCAAGCGGAUGCAGAGGAUCCGCGGUAACUACGAGGGCGAGACGAGGGCGCUGCCGAGCGGGCAGGACUGGCCUGAAAGUCACAGCAUGGUGAAGAGGAGGGUCAGUAUGGUGGAGGAGAGGGACAGCCUAAUGGAGAGCAAGGGCGGGCGGGCGGACGGAGGCGGCGAUGUUUAG
Diaporthe amygdali is the source of this 1368-nucleotide messenger RNA. Its product is annotated as 3-dehydroshikimate dehydratase. The transcript has 2 exons. NCBI's taxonomy places the organism in Eukaryota, Fungi, Ascomycota, Sordariomycetes, Diaporthales, Diaporthaceae. The record is from RefSeq and is a predicted model, not a curated record. The coding region runs from base 1 to 1368 and encodes 455 amino acids.